Messenger RNA from Piliocolobus tephrosceles (Ugandan red Colobus), 1206 nucleotides. RefSeq names its product serine protease 40. The record is from RefSeq and is a predicted model, not a curated record. Gene Ontology annotation, molecular function: serine-type endopeptidase activity. Bases 1 to 1074 code for a protein of 357 amino acids. Gene Ontology annotation, biological process: proteolysis. NCBI's taxonomy places the organism in Eukaryota, Metazoa, Chordata, Mammalia, Primates, Cercopithecidae. The transcript has 5 exons.
AUGAGGGACGCGGGGGCAGAGCGCUCAGGCCGGGGCCGGCGGGGACACUGCGCGCUGCCCACGAUCCUCUGGCCACUCCUCCUGCUGCUGCGCGUCCCGUGCACCUCGUCCCUCUCUGCAGUGUGUGGGAAGACCAGAUUCAGCGGGAAUUCCUCCGGGAGUCCCACCGGGAAGAUCUUCGGAGGCCAGAGGGCGGAACCUGAGCGGUGGCCAUGGCAGGCCAGUCUACUCUAUCUAGGCAGGCACAUCUGCGGAGCUGCCCUCAUCGACAGCAACUGGGUGGCCUCUGCUGCUCACUGCUUCCAAAGGUCCACUAACCCAUCUGAUUACCGGAUCCUACUUGGGUACAACCAGCUGAACCAUCCCACAGAGCACAGCCGGCAGAUGACAGUGAAUAGGAUCAUGGUGCAUGCUGACUAUAACAAGUGGCACCGCAUGGGGAGUGACAUCACCCUGCUGCAGCUGCACCGUCACGUGGAAUUCAGCUCCCACAUCCUCCCCGCCUGCCUUCCAGAACCCACCACGUCGUUGGCCCCUGACAGCUCCUGCUGGAUAUCUGGUUGGGGAAUGGUCACCGAGGAUGUCUUCCUGCCUGAGCCCUUCCAACUUCAGGAGGCAGAGGUCGGUGUCAUGGAAAAUAGUGUCUGCGGAUCCUUUUUCCAGCCCCAGCACCCCGGCCAGCCAAGCAGCAGUGACUACACCAUCCACGAGGACAUGCUGUGCGCUGGGGACCUCAUAACGGGAAAAGCCAUUUGCCGGGGAGACUCCGGGGGUCCCCUCGUCUGCCCGUUAAAUGGUACCUGGUUCCUGAUGGGGCUGUCUAGUUGGAGCCUCGACUGCCGCUCACCCAUCGGCCCCAGCGUCUUCACCAGGCUCACCUACUUCACCAACUGGAUUAGCCAGAAGAAGAGGGAGAGUCUCCCUCUGGAUCCUGCCUUGGCUCCUCCUCAGGAGAUGCCCCCAGCCCUGGACAGCAUGACCUCUCAGGGUACCGUCUAUAAACCCGGGCUCUGCGCAGCCCUUCUGGCUGCUCACACCUUCCUCCUGCGGCUGAUUCUGCUGGGGAGCCUGUGAAGGGCCGCGGCCCCCGGUCUCCUAACCACAAGCGUGCUCACCUCAGGCCGGCCUCCUCGCUGAGCUCUACACGCUCCUGACGUGUUUCCAUCUCUGGGCUCUCCUGUCCACCUAAGGCCACCCCUGCCCCAG